AGGGGCGGGGCCUCGCCCGGGCGACCAAGUCCCGUCCGAGGGCAGCCGUGCCGGGCAGGGAUCGGAGCGUAAUGCGAGCGGGGCGUCGGAUGGCGCGCGGGGGGAGAUGCUCCUGCGGAGGUUGGGACCCUCGAGCCGGCUGCACCCUCGAAGACACCCACCCAGCCCGGGCCUGGCAAGGCGCCCGGCAGUCUCCUCGGGACGCAGACCUGGCCUCAGCGCCGGCCGAACGGGCCCCCCUUGCCACCACGGCCCCGGGGGCGUCGCCUUCGGCCGCGGCUUCUCCGCCACCGCCCGGACAGCGGCCCUCGGGCUCUUCUCCUGCGCUGCUGCCGCCGUGUGUAGCCGGCGAUGGGCGGGGCAAGGCCAGGCCCCGCCCCGCGCGGAGGGAUCCCGGGCAGUCGGCGCGACGCGGCGGUGCUGCGGCUCCUCAGAGCUCGCCCGGUGGAGGCCGCGCUUUCCGCCAGAGACGGGGAGGAGGCGGCCCGCGUCGCUCGCUGUCGCGGCCUCGGGGGCCCUCGGAGCGGGCGGCGGGGCGAGGGCGGCCCCUCCACUGACGGCCGGUGGCAGCGGAGGCCAAGAUGAACCCGCAGCAGCGCCUGCCCGCCAUCGGCACCGACAAGGAGCUGAGCGACCUGCUGGACUUCAGCGCGGUAGGCCCUGCGCGGGCGGCGGGGCGGCUCCCCCCGAAGCCCGCCGCGCCCCCGCUGAGGAGCCGCGUCUCUCUCUCUCUCUGUCUGUCUCCCCUGCAGAUGUUCUCGCCCCCCGUGAACAGCGGGAAGGCCCGGCCCACCACGCUGGGGAGCAGCCGGUUCGGCGGGGCAGAAGGAGGGACUGUAUUUCUCAACGUGUAGUCCUCAACGGAACUACAUCCACAUUGAGGGAAGUAUGCAGUGGAGUACCCCAAGGCUCUGUUUUAGGCCCAGUACUCUUCAACAUCUUCAUCAAUGACUUGGACGAGGGGAUAGAUGUGGAACUCAUCAAAUUUGCAGAUGACACCAAGCUGGCAGGAAUAGCCAACACUCCAGAAGAUAGGCUCAAGUUACAGAAAGAUCUUGACAGACUUGAACAUUGGGCGCUAUCUAACAAAAUGAAAUUCAACAGUGAAAAAAGUAUGGAGGAACGAGCAGGGGUGAUAUCUUGGGAAGCAAGCGGUCAGUCAAGUCCUUCCUAUGAACCUACAAGGGAAAAUGGCAGCCUUCUUGUAAAAAGCUCAGAUAUUUCAACAGCUCUGGAGAAGCUAAAACACGAGGAGGGUUUUAUAGAUACUCCUUCCUACGGUGAUCAGUUGAGUGAUGAACAAUUAGGACCCAGUGAAGGAUUAUCUCCAACUCCUUUCCUGAAUUCAAAUCUGAUAGGAAAAGCCUCUGAGAGGAGUCAGUUUCCAAUGUUUGGUCGAGAUGCUGGGCUCUCAGGCUGUCAGACAAGUCUGCUUCAGUCUGACGUUGGUGUUGGAAGCCCAGGCCCCCUGGCUUUCUCAGGAAAAACUGGAACACCAUAUUAUCCAUUUUCCUCUGCAAAUCCACGGCGAAGGUCCCUUCGUGAUUCUUCUUCCCUUGAUUCUCUGCAGACAAAAAAAGUAAGGAAGGUGCCUCCUGGUUUGCCGUCUUCUGUCUAUGCGCCUUCUCCUAAUUCAGAUGACUUCAAUAGAGAAUCUCCAAGUUAUCCAUUUCCUAAACCACCAAGCAGUAUGUUUGCUAGCACUUUCUUGGUACAAGAUGGGACCCACAUCGCUCCUGAACUUUGGAGCCCCUCCCAUGGAGUGAGCCAAUCGGCUUAUGGUGGAAUGCUGGAAACUCCUUCUCACCUGUCACCCUCCGGUAGUUAUGGCAGCCGACAUCCCCACGAGCGCCUGAGUUGUCCUCCUCAUUCAGCCUCACCAACAGAUGGAAGCACAAGCCUUCCUCCAAUGUCCAGCUUCCACCGGAGCAGUAGCAGUAACUCAUUAGAUGCUUCUGCUGCUGCUGCUGCUGCUGCUGCCGCCUCUCAUACUCUACCAGUCAACGGAUCAGAGACCAGUGUGCUUGUUCAUAGGGGGAAUCCUGCUGGAAGUUCACAGACUGGGGAUGCCCUUGGAAAAGCUUUGGCCUCUAUUUAUUCUCCUGACCACACUAGUAGUAGCUUUCCUUCAAAUCCUUCAACACCUGUUGGAUCACCAUCAUCUCUCACAGGUGCUGGUCAGUGGUCAAGAACUGGAGGACAAGCCCCUCCGUCUCCAAGCUAUGAAAAUUCUUUACAUUCAUUGAAAAAUCGAGUUGAGCAGCAACUUCACGAGCAUUUGCAAGAUGCUAUGUCCUUCUUAAAGGAUGUCUGUGAGCAGUCCCGGAUGGAAGAUCGCCUGGACAGACUCGAUGACGCCAUCAACGUGCUGAGAAACCACGCCGUGGGGCCUUCAACGAGCCUGGCAGGGUCCCAUGGAGAGAUGGAGGGCUUAGUGCGGCCAUCCCACAAUAGGCCUGUUAGCACUUUGAAUGCCACUUACAGCACGCCCAGCCUUGUCAUAGCCAGUAGACAAGCCUCGAUGGUCAGCACACAUCGGGAAGAUGGUGUCAGCCUCAAUAGCAAUAAUUCAGGGUUGUGCAACAAUGUUCCUGGCCAGAGUACAGAACUAAAUCAUAAAACCCAAGAAAGCUAUAGAGUGCUGCCCGCUGGGCUGCCAACCCCAUCAGUAGCCCUGGUCCCGCUGGAAAUCAAGUCGGAGCACAAGGAGAAGGAUGAAAAUGCACAGGAACCUGUUUCCUCCGAUGACAUAAAAUCUGAUGAUGAGUCCUCCCAGAAGGAUAUCAAAAUCUCCUCCAGAGGCAGGAUGAGCACAAAUGAAGAUGAGGAGCUUAACCCGGAGCAGAAGCUGGAACGUGAGCGGGAACGGCGGAUGGCUAACAAUGCCCGGGAGCGCUUGCGUGUCCGGGACAUUAACGAAGCCUUCAAGGAACUGGGCCGAAUGUGCCAGCUCCACCUGAAGAGCGAAAAGCCCCAGACCAAGCUGCUGAUCCUUCACCAGGCUGUGGCGGUCAUCCUCAGUCUAGAGCAGCAGGUCCGAGAGAGGAACCUGAACCCCAAAGCAGCUUGCCUUAAGCGAAGGGAAGAGGAAAGGGGAUCUGUUGUAUCAGCAGAGCCCCCAAACCCCCAUCCAGGAAGCCAUCCAGCACUUAGUGAAACUGCCAAUCCAAUGGGACACAUGUGAACGUCAACGAGAUCAGAAUCCAGAACCAUGUGGAAGAGACCAAGAAGGGGAUCUUUUCUUCACAAAGACACUCAACAUAGCAUUAAACAGGACUAUCUCGCUGAAGAAACAACCCAUCCAAAAGUGGCCCUUUGAGAACCCCCGGCCCCUGAAGAGAGAGAGAGCAGCAGGUUCUUCUUCCAGCAGAACUUCCACCCCAGAGACGAUGGAGCUUCUCCUUCUCUUCUCUGCGGUUCUCCUGUUGCUCUAGCACAAUCAGAGAGACUGAUCUCCUCUCCAUUUGGUGGGGAAACUGCCUUGUGCCUAAACCGAAUUGACAAAUGUAUUGUAACUAGAAAACAUUAUUUAUUUGUAAUGGAACUAUCAAGAUCCAUCAUAUGAAGGGAAACAUUGAUCUGUUUAAAGCUUGGUUGAGAUCCUGAUGUUGAGAAGUGCAUUCCGAGAAUGAAGCCACAAUGUCACCGGCCCUUCACAUUCCCACCAUUCCUGCCUGCAAGUGUCUUAAAGAAGGGAGAGCAUGUGCCAGCUCCCCUUUCUCUGGCUGUCGGACAUAUAUUUCCCGGGUAGGUACCUUGAUCUUGAGGAGCUCUCUGACGCACAACCCUCAGCCUCUUGCAUCACAGGCACAAGCCAUAUAGAGCUGCAGCACUCCUGAGUGCUCAAGCACUCCUUGAGCUGAAACCACCUCUGCCUUUUGCCUUCUCAAAUGGCUCCCUCCCUUCUAAGGCUUGUAAUGGGACCGAGAGGAAGCCCGUCUAGAAUUGCCCUGGAGCUGUAAGAACAAGCAAUGCACAACAUGGGUUGAAAUCUUGGCUUGGGAUGAGAGCAGUGCAAGAAGGCAGCCCAGGGUUCCCUGAUGCCUGGCUUCCUCCCUUCCUGGUCAGUUGCCUUUGCUGAGGGCAGAGCAGAGAGCGCCUCUCUCUGGGCAAUUCCUUCCCCUUGGAUUCCCCUUUGAACUUCUGUGAAUGCUGUCUUCCAUUGUAGCAGCCCAGAGAAAGGCCCGCCGUGGCAAACUUCUCUCACAGGAUUUGAAUUGCUCCUCCACCUUGGAGAGUGUUGUGGCUCUAACUGGCUUCCUUUCUACCAGGGGAAAUGGUCUUUCAGAGGGUUCUUAGCACAUGCUGGUUUGUUAAGUUGCUGUCCUAAAGUGACCCUGGGCAAGUCUCUGUGACUCUUUUCUGCCCCCUUCUUGGUGUCCCCCAGCCAGUGAACUUUGGCUCCUGACUGGCGACUUCCUGGCUCUGUUGGGCUGUGCAGGAUGUGUGCUGUGUGCCCCAAAAUUUCCCUUUGGGAAACCAAGAGAGAAAACAUUUGGCUUAUUUUUCACUGUAGCUAGUCUUUUAUACAAUAAUCUUGUAAGAAGUUUCUUGAAUUCUAAAUAUUACUCUUUCUAGAUUUUUGAAAUCAAAAGUUUUCAGUAAAAAAAUUCUUACUUUAUUUUACUAUAAUAGGUAGUAAGAAUAAGAAAUGUAGGGUUGCCUACCAUAACCUUUUCAUUAAUAUCAGAAAUUUACAAUAGCAUUGUAAGAGCAUAGUAGGGUUCUAGCAUCCUGUGUAGUACCUUAUGGAGUAUGUAAGAGCUAUUUGUCCAAGAUGAAUUGCUUCUCAUCCGGUUAUUCAAUUCCCAUGUUGGUUUAUUGCGAAUUUGUACCUUGUGUCAAAUUUCAAGAUAUUACAGAUACACCUUUUUGACCAGCAACAAGUUCUUUUUCUGUCAGUGUUGUCUGUCAUAAAACACUAUGUAUAUAACAUUUAUGUAGCAAUAAAUGUGCCAUCCUUUUGUAA
Ahaetulla prasina is the source of this 4969-nucleotide messenger RNA. It is a transcript of the gene TCF12, whose product is annotated as transcription factor 12. Gene Ontology annotation, cellular component: transcription regulator complex. Lineage: Eukaryota; Metazoa; Chordata; Lepidosauria; Squamata; Colubridae. Bases 107 to 3184 code for a protein of 1025 amino acids. The transcript is spliced from 21 exons. Gene Ontology annotation, molecular function: protein dimerization activity; RNA polymerase II cis-regulatory region sequence-specific DNA binding; DNA-binding transcription factor activity, RNA polymerase II-specific. The record is from RefSeq and is a predicted model, not a curated record. Gene Ontology annotation, biological process: regulation of transcription by RNA polymerase II.